Messenger RNA from Plectropomus leopardus (leopard coralgrouper), 862 nucleotides. Lineage: Eukaryota; Metazoa; Chordata; Actinopteri; Perciformes; Serranidae. The record is from RefSeq and is a predicted model, not a curated record.
UGAUUACUUACAGCAGCAGGACGAUGUGUGUGUGUGUGUGUGGGUGUCUCCAAUGCAGGAGGAGAGGCAUGGCAGGCCUGGCUCCGGCCCGACUCUGACGUCCUGGGUGCAGGAGCAGCAGAGGCGUCACCCCACUAAGAUCCUCAGCCUGGUGGUCAUCGACCUGGAGAAAUAUUUCAGAUCCCAAAAGUCUCAAAGCCAGAAGCGGUUUCGCGAGGCAGUCACGGGUGAGGAGCGCGGAGGAGGAGGACAAGUGAAGAAGAGGAGGAAGAAUGGUGGAGCGAACGUACUACCUGAGGUGUCACGAGUUGAACUAGAGGAGGCCGUGGUGCAUCUCCAGCUCCACAAUGGUGUGACUGUUUGCUUCUUAUCAACCUGGAAGGACUUCUGUGAUCACAUCACCAUGACAACCAAAGCUGUUGCCGAAGCCCCUUUCAAGCGAGAGCGGGAGAAGACGGGCUUCUCGUUCCACCUGGAGAGCGAGUGGGCGGGGGGGCAGCGGGUGGAUAAAGCUGGGAAGGGACUGCUGCAGGUGUGGAAGAGACAGAUCCAGCAGUUUAACAGAGUCAGUCCAGACAUGGCCUCAGCCAUCCUGGCAGCGUAUCCCUCCCCACAGCUGCUCAGGAAGGCUUACGGCCUGUGUAAGAGUGAGCGUGAGAGGAUCUCCCUGCUGUCUGACCUUCUGAUCCGAAGAGGAGAAGGCGUCACCUCAACGACUCGCCGCGUCGGCCCGGAGCUUUCCAAACGCCUCUUCCUGCUGAUGAACUCCUGUGAUCCUGAGCAAACUCUGGACUCCACCGUCUGACCUGUGGAAAGAGAUUUCUCUCAUCUUUACACUCUGACAGUUUCUGUUUGGUAUUGA